Molecule: messenger RNA, 834 nt
Organism: Tricharina praecox
Lineage: Eukaryota; Fungi; Ascomycota; Pezizomycetes; Pezizales; Pyronemataceae
Product: mitochondrial intermembrane space protein Mia40
Exons: 4
Coding region: 1-834 (277 amino acids)
Biological process (GO): protein import into mitochondrial intermembrane space
Cellular component (GO): mitochondrial intermembrane space
Molecular function (GO): protein-disulfide reductase activity
Source: RefSeq, a predicted model, not a curated record
AUGUUCGGUACUACAGCUCGCUCGGUACUGCGACGAAGCGUCGUCUCUACCCCUCUCACCCGCCAAUCCCGAACCCUCUUCAUCUCCGCAGCAAAGCCGCGAUGGAGCCUCAAAUCGACCGCCCUGCGAUGGGUCGCCCUCGGUGGAGUAAUCUACUACUACGGCACGUCUAGCGCUUUCGCCGAAGAGCCGAAAUUCAUCGAAGAACGGCCGCCACAAUCUACAAUCGACGAGGAGCGUCCCCCAUCGCUGAUCGACGAUGUCAGAAAGGCGGCGAAGGAGAGGCAGGGGCAGGCAACUGAGGGCGAUGAGGACUCGGAACACGUGUCACCCACCGUCAAAAGCGAGGCGAACGGCGCACCCGUGGCGCAGCCCGGUAGCAAGGAGGUGGGAUCGAUUGAAGCCGGAGCUGGAGAACUGGCGGAAGAGGCUGGACAGGAGGGCGCCUUUAACCCUGAGACUGGGGAGAUCAAUUGGGACUGCCCUUGCUUGGGCGGAAUGGCACAUGGACCUUGUGGAGAGGAUUUCAAGGCGGCUUUCAGCUGCUUCGUUUACUCGACAGCUGAUCCUAAGGGUGUUGACUGCGUCGACAAGUUCAAGGCUAUGCAGACUUGCUUCCAGGCGCACCCCGAAAUCUACGGUGCCGAGCUCGAUGACGAUGAGGACGAGUUAGACAUUGAGAAGCCGGUAGACGCACAGGUUGAGGAGCCGCAAGAGUCGCGUGUUGAGAGGCCAGAGAUCACAGAGGUCGAUCCGACGCCGAGUGACGCGCCACUUAAGGACAAGAAACCGGAGGACAAGCCGGAGGACAAGAAGCCGGAGGACACACAGUAG